Molecule: messenger RNA, 1480 nt
Organism: Loxodonta africana (African savanna elephant)
Lineage: Eukaryota; Metazoa; Chordata; Mammalia; Proboscidea; Elephantidae
Product: olfactory receptor 9I1
Exons: 1
Coding region: 341-1285 (314 amino acids)
Biological process (GO): G protein-coupled receptor signaling pathway; sensory perception of smell
Cellular component (GO): membrane
Molecular function (GO): odorant binding; G protein-coupled receptor activity; olfactory receptor activity
Source: RefSeq, a predicted model, not a curated record
GACACCAGCAUUAGAUGGGGAUUAGAAUAGAUGCUAUCUGGGCGGCUUAAAAAUUUGAAAGUCUAUGUGUCUCCUCAACAGCACUGGGUCUGGGCCAAAUAUGAGCCAGAAUUAAUUUGAAUAAGAGUACAAGUUUAAGGCUCAUCUUCACAAAAUGCAUAAGAAGAAAGCAGACGUCCAAGGAGAAUCGACCAGGUACAGGAUUUCUGAAAAGCAAGUUCUAUAAGUUGGCUCAGAAAUAUAAAUCUAACUUUUACCUUAAAGAAAAAGAAUUUGUCCUUCAAUUCUGGAAUUGUUUAAUUUCACCCUUCUCCUUAGACCAAUAGUCUACAUUGAACCCAUGGCCAAGAAUAAUCUCACCACAGUAACUGAGUUCAUCCUCAUGGGCUUUACCAACCACCUCAAGUUGGAGGUUCCCCUCUUCAUGGUGUUUCUGAGUUUCUACCUAGUCACCCUUCUGGGGAAUGUGGGGAUGGUCAUUCUGAUCCAAGUAGAUGUCCAACUCCACACCCCAAUGUACUUCUUCCUGUGCCAUCUUUCCCUCUUGGAUACCUGCUAUACCUCAGUCAUCAUCCCUCAGAUCCUGGCCACACUGGCCACAGGCAAGACAGCCAUCUCCUAUGGCUGCUGUGCUGCCCAGUUCUUUUUCUUCACCUUUUGUGCAGGAACAGAGUGUUUCCUGCUGGCAGUAAUGGCCUAUGACCGUUAUGUUGCCAUUAGCAACCCACUGCUCUACACUGUGGCCAUGAAUUCCAGAACCUGUUGGAGUUUGGUGGCGGGAGCCUAUGUCUGUGGUGUAUCAGGAGCCUUACUUCGUACCACGUGUACCUUCACCCUCUCCUUCUGUGAUGACAAUCAGAUCAACUUUUUCUUCUGUGACCUCCCACCCCUGCUGAAGCUCGCCUGCAAUGACACAACAAACAUUGAGAUUGUCGUUAUCUUCUUCAGCAACUUUGUGAUCUUGGUCAAUGCUUUAGUCAUCCUGAUUUCCUAUCUUCUCAUCAUCAAAAUCAUCUUGAGGAUGAAGUCUUCUGGUGGCAGGGGCAAGACUUUCUCCACAUGUAUCUCCCACCUCACUGUUGUGGCUCUCUUCUUUGGAACCCUCAUCUUCAUGUAUCUACAGAGCAGCACAGGCAAAUCCCUGGAAGAAGACAAAGUCGUGUCUGUUUUCUACACUGUGGUCAUCCCUAUGCUGAACCCUCUGAUCUACAGCUUGAGAAACAAGGAUGUGAAUGCUGCCUUCAAAAAGAUCACUGGGAGAUUCCAGGUGUCCCACAGCAUGUAGAUCUGAGUAAGUGGACCUCUCACCUUAGUCCAUUCCACCCCCCCAUAUCUACAUAUUCUAAUAGGUAUCAGCACUAUACGCAACCUGUACCUAAAAACAGAAAGAAGAUCCUCAAAUGUGAAAUUUGUUUCCACCAAUUCCAUGGUACUUCCUUUUUUUUUUUUCCCCCUCUCCCACCCCUAGUUCAUCCCCUCC